CCAUGUACACCGCCAUCAAACAAGCCAAACUGAAUGACAAAUUUCAGGACCCGCUGUACUUGUUUUUGGAGUUAGUACGGGCGGGUGUAAUGCACGGUCAUUUAUGGUCCAACCGAGCAUUCAGCGGCGGACCAAGUUUCGGCACGGGUUCGUUUAUUCUUAUCAAGGCUAUGUGGUUACUUUCCUGACCCGUGUGCGUGCGCCACCAGAUGACGAGAAAACGUGUAUGUUGCUGGUGAUGCGGGUCCUGAGCAUUGUUCCCUUGAACUUUAAGCCCCAGCCCUGGUCUGCCCCUCUAUCACGAGAGCUGCUUGUAUUCAAUUCGUUUGUGCGGUCUCUCACGCGAGCCCUACGGACCCUCCUUGAGGUGGCAUCGCUGAAUAUGCUUCUCCGUGCGGAUGCUCGACGCGCCCGGGACGACCUGUUGGACAUAACACUAUCUCUGCCGUUCCAGACGGAGGUGAAUACCGGAUUUGGAGUACUUGCCAAGGUAUACCUGGAUGCAUUGACACAUAUCAACAAUGGCACCAGAGUUCGUGAUCCACAAGCUGAGGGCGUCAAAGAGGCAAAGAUGUUGGCACUUGAAAUCUGCGAGGAAACGUUCCCGGGCGUCAAAUGUCCCAAGCUGGAAGUUGAGCGCGGGUUCCGGUUCUGGGAUGUGGCGCUGACAGCGAUGCGGCAAUUGCAUUCGGAAGGCGCAGUACUAAGGGAGCUGAUUGACCAAUUUGAAGCAGCCGAGGCAUGGCUGGCGCCGAUGCGACCAUGAACAAUUUCUCACGGAGGGGCUGAGAUAGCCAUGGAGACCAUCGCGAGGUGAAAUGGAUCCGGGUUCGUCGAUGUUA
Molecule: messenger RNA, 842 nt
Organism: Guyanagaster necrorhizus
Lineage: Eukaryota; Fungi; Basidiomycota; Agaricomycetes; Agaricales; Physalacriaceae
Exons: 3
Coding region: 104-766 (220 amino acids)
Source: RefSeq, a predicted model, not a curated record